This is a messenger RNA of Adineta ricciae, 939 nucleotides long. NCBI's taxonomy places the organism in Eukaryota, Metazoa, Rotifera, Eurotatoria, Adinetida, Adinetidae. The record is from the annotation of a GenBank genome assembly.
AUGGAUAUGGGUGGUCUGAUUACUUAUAUAUCGAAUAGUUCAACAUCCAUCAAUGAUGGACCGAUCGCUCAUCUUGAUCAUAUGUUAAAUAGUCUUCAUGAUGAUCAAUCAGCAACACGAAUAUCAGCGGAUGCAUUUGAUAAUAAAUCGCAUCGAAUGAGUCAUCGAUCGAAUUCAUCGAGAACGACGAUCACAGAUGGAAAAAUUGUUGAAUGUUCAUCAGAAAAUUCAAUCGUCUACCGAUAUUAUAUAGGAGAAUCAAGUUCAGUCAUCGACGAACAUUUUGAUAAAGCACUCAAGCAGCCAAUAUCUUUCAAUUCAACGAGAUCAAUACCAACACGAGAUCCUCGAACAUCAUCGUACGGUUAUUCAACUAUGAUGAAUCCAUCGAGUAGUUUUUGGCCGACUUUUAUGACAUCUCCAUCAUCGUAUCCUCAUCCAACAUAUCUUCCAACAUCACAAAAUGACUAUACCGAUUGGAUGCAUCAUCAUCAUACUUAUCGUUCACCUUAUCCAACAACUCCAACAGCAACAGCAGCAACUCCAACUUCAUCAUCAUCAUCAUCAACAAUGUCAAACAAUCAUUUACAUCCAAUUGGAUCACCAAAUAAUACCAAUAAUAACAAUAAUAAUACAGGACGUUAUCAUCAUCAUACACCACCCGAUAUGGAUGUUGUUACAGCAGCAGCUAUUGGAGCUGCGGCCGCUGCACAAAUGUUUCAUCAUGAAAAACAAUCUCAUCAUGCUUAUACACCAACAUCUCACCAUUUCGAUUAUCAUCUUGGAGGAUCAAUGAUGGCUACUGCAUCCUACGCAUUUCCAAGUCAAAGUUUUGAUUUAAUGGGUACCAAUACACCACCGAUUGGUUUAGAAAAUCCCAAUAUGAAAGAUUCAACCGCGUCACCACCGUGGUAUUCAAAUCAUCAUCUGUCUUGCUAA